Messenger RNA from Saprolegnia parasitica CBS 223.65, 1662 nucleotides. RefSeq lists its product as hypothetical. Gene Ontology annotation, biological process: protein geranylgeranylation; vesicle-mediated transport; small GTPase-mediated signal transduction. Gene Ontology annotation, cellular component: cytosol; Rab-protein geranylgeranyltransferase complex; cytoplasm. Gene Ontology annotation, molecular function: GDP-dissociation inhibitor activity. The record is from RefSeq and is a predicted model, not a curated record. NCBI's taxonomy places the organism in Eukaryota, Oomycota, Saprolegniomycetes, Saprolegniales, Saprolegniaceae. Bases 1 to 1662 code for a protein of 553 amino acids. The transcript has 6 exons.
AUGGAGGACGCGUUGUUUGAGACCGAGUACGACGUCGUCAUCGUGGGCACGGGCAUCGUCGAGUCCAUCGUCGCGGGCGCCCUCGCCCGCGCUGGCCAGAAGGUGCUGCAUCUGGACACGAACGACUAUUACGGCUCCAACUUUGCCUCGCUCAACUUUGACCAGUUUAACGUGUGGAUGGACGCGCCGAUUGACGACGAUGCGCCAUUCGCCUCGACGUUUCGCUGCACGCGUCUCCAUGACGCCCGCGCCGACGGCUUUGCGCCGCGCUCCAAUGCGUUUAGCUUGGACAUUCAGCCCAAGGUGCUGCUUUCGUCCAGCCCGCUCGUCGACGUCCUCGUGCACUCGGGCGUCGGCCGGUACCUCGACUUUAUGGCCAUGCACGAGACUUGCAUGUUUACGCCGCAGCCGCCGCACCCGCCCGUGUGGCCAGUGCCAUGCUCCAAGACCGAUGUCUUCAAGAGCCGACUCUCGGUGCUGGAGAAGCGCCACUUGAUGAAAUUCCUCCAAUUCGUCGCCGACUACGGUAACUCCGAGGGCGACGACGAUGCGACGACGCUCAACGAGCGCGACCUCGCGGUGGGCCGCGCGCUGAAGCGGCCCCAAAACAAGCGCGAUCAAAAGAACGCGCUCGGCGCGCUCGACAGCGCCACCGACUUUAACGUCGUCUUGCACGCGGUGCUGCUCCUCACGACGGCGCCCACCGCGCCGCUAUCGCCGACGCAAAGUCUGGAUCGCCUCUACGGUUUUCUCUCGUCCAUCGGCCGCUUCGCGCCGUCGCCGUUCCUGACGCCACUCUACGGGAUCUCGGAGGUGGCACAAGCCUUUUGCCGUCUCAGUGCGGUGUACGGUGGCAUCUACUACCUCCGCGCGCCUCUGAAUGGCAUCGUCACGACGCCAGAGACCGUCGCGACGGCGCUCACCACGUCGACGCGCGAGAAGAAGACGUGGAAAGGUCGUCACUUUGUCUUGAACGCCAUGUACGCAUCCUCGUACGGCGUCACGCCACACUCGACGACGAAGCUCUUGCGCGGGAUCUUCCUGCUUCCGGGCACGCGCCCGCGCACGGUGCUGAUUGUGCCACCAAAGACGGUUCUACAGCACCCGUUCGCCAUGCACAUCAUCUCCCUCGAUGGCACCACCGCCGUGUGCCCGGCCGAGCACACGCUCGUGCACGUCUCGACGAUCGUGGACGCAAUGCCGAACGAAGCGAUGGUGCACCUCCUGCAACACGUUCUCGCGUCGUCGUUCCCGGACGCGCCGCCGGUCUGGGAAACCGUCUUCACGCUGCCCGUCUACGCCGCACCACCGCCGCCACCAUCGUCGUCAUCCGAAGCCUCUGCGCAAACGACGACGAGCCCGCGGAACGUGCACGUGUGCGGCGUCCAGACGUCUCCCAUGGCGCUCGAAUCCGUCCUCGAGUCGGCGGUCGACGAAGCGAAAGCCAUUUUUGAAGCCAUUUGCCCCGGCGCCGAGUUCCUCCCAAAGUCCGCGUCGGCCGAGCAAGCCGAGAUGGAAGCCGCGACCGAGAACGACGAGACGGCGCAGCUAUUGCAAGCCGCGACCAACCUCCUGCACAUGAACGACGACGACGACAAGGUGGUCGCCUCGACGCCAGAGGUCGUCGGAAACCCCGCGCCCACGACGAGCUACGACCUCUAG